Diaporthe amygdali is the source of this 1821-nucleotide messenger RNA. Its product is annotated as replication factor-a protein 1. Lineage: Eukaryota; Fungi; Ascomycota; Sordariomycetes; Diaporthales; Diaporthaceae. The coding region runs from base 1 to 1821 and encodes 606 amino acids. The record is from RefSeq and is a predicted model, not a curated record. Gene Ontology annotation, biological process: DNA replication; DNA recombination; DNA repair. The transcript is spliced from 4 exons. Gene Ontology annotation, cellular component: nucleus. Gene Ontology annotation, molecular function: DNA binding.
AUGGGUGACGCUGCCAACCAGAUCACAAGAGGCGCUCUGAACGCCAUCUUCAACGAACCAGAGAGGGCGGCUGCCCAGUUCCCAGUCCCCGUCCUGCAGUGCCUCCAGAUCAAACCACUGGCAGCGCAACAACCGGGCGGUGGUGAGAGGUACCGCAUCGUCCUGAGUGACAUCCAGAACUAUGUCCAGUGCAUGCUCGCUACCCAGGCGAACCAUGUCGUUCACGAUGGCAAGCUUGUGAAGAACUGCAUCCUGCGCGUCAAGUCCUUCCAGUCAAAUUCUGUCAAGGGAAAGAACAUCCUGAUUGUCCUCGACGUUGAUGUCAUCGAGUCCCUCGGCACACCAGACAAACUCGGCGAGCCCGUCCCCUUCGAAGCCAAGCCUACCGAUGGGGCAGCCAACACCACCAUCGGCGGCACCGGAUUCUACGGAGCCAAGCAAGAAGAGUCAAAGCCUGCAGUCAAGAAGGAGAACCUGCCCUCGCGCACGGGAGGUGCAUCUCAAAUCGGGAACAACGUCAUAUACCCCAUCGAGGCACUCUCGCCCUAUGCCAAUAAGUGGACCAUCAAGGCCCGAGUGAGCGCCAAGUCGGACAUCAAGACAUGGCACAAGUCCACCGGCGAGGGCAAGCUCUUCAGCGUCAACCUGCUGGACGAGAGCGGCGAGAUCAAGGCAACCGGUUUCAACGAGCAAUGCGACCAGUUCUACGACCUCCUCCAAGACGGCGAGGUUUACUACAUAUCCAAUCCCUGCCGCGUACAGCUCGCCAAGAAACAGUUCUCGAAUCUUCCCAACGACUACGAGCUGACCUUCGAGCGUAACACCGUCAUCGAGAAGGCCGAGGACCAGAGCAACGUCCCGCAGGUUCGCUUCAACUUCUGCGGGAUCGAGGACUUGAACAAGACCGAAAAAGACACCACCGUGGACGUUGUAGGCAUUCUGAAAGAGGUCGAGGAGGUUGCCACCAUCACCUCCAAGACCACACAGAAGCCUUACGACAAGCGGGAACUCACGAUCGUCGACGACAGUGGAUAUUCCGUGCGCGUGACCAUAUGGGGCAAGACAGCCAACAGCUUCGACGCCCCCUUAGAGUCCGUCGUUGCGUUCAAGGGCGUACGCGUGUCUGACUUUGGCGGACGCUCGCUAUCCUUGCUGUCAUCUGGCACCAUGGCCAUCAACCCGGAUAUUGCAGAGGCACACCGGCUCAAGGGCUGGUACGAUGCCUCAGGCCGGACAGGCAACUUCGCCUCACACAACAACAUGGCCUCCAUGGGUAACGCAACAGGCCGCAAGGACGACACCAAGAACAUCCUCCAGGUCAAGGACUCCCAGCUCGGCAUGGACGACACGGCCUACUUCACGGUGAAGGCGACAAUCGUGUACAUCAAGCAGGACAACUUCUGCUACCCGGCCUGCCGCUCCGAGGGCUGCAACAAGAAGGUGAUCGAGGAGGACGGUGGGUGGCGGUGCGAGAAGUGCAGCAUCACCCACGAGCGGCCCGAGUACCGGUACAUCAUGUCGGUCAACGUCAACGACCACACGGGCCAGCUGUGGCUGAGCUGCUUCGACGACACGGGCCGGGCCAUCAUGGGCAAGAGCGCCGACGAGCUCGUGGAGCUGAGGGAGAACGACCCGGAGCGCCUGGCGCAGGUCUUUGACGAGGCCAACUGCUCCAAGUUCAGCUUCAGGUGUCGGGCGAAGAUGGAUACCUUUGGUGACACGCAGCGAAUCCGAUACCAAGUCAUGACCGCCGCACCGCUCAACUACGUCGCUGAGGCCAACAAGUUGGCCGAGCUGAUCAAGCAGUACGAGCUCAACUGA